AUGCCACCCAACAACAAGUCUCUCUCGCCCGCUGCUAAACAGCAGCUCAUCCUUGAUCAUAUCCGGUCCACCCGCACCUGCCACACGCUGAAAGACCUCGAGAAGAUGCUCCCGUCCGUGGCGUCCAUCAAUGGGAUGCAGGUGAAGGACUACGUGCAAGCGCUGGUGGACGACAACAAGGUGCGCAUGGAGAAGAUCGGGAGCGUGAACUGGUACUGGAGCUUCCCAAGCGAGGAGAGACGCGAACGGGAACAGGUCAAAGAGCGAUUGACCAAGGAGCUGGGGCGGGUGCAAAAGACGAUCGAGGAAUUAGAGAUGGAAUUGCAGGAGAGGAUUGCUGCUACCAAGGGAGCUGACGGCGGCGACAACGACGAUGAUGAGAAUGUCGCUGCAGCAGAAGCAGAAGCAGCUCAGAGGGAAAUUCUCAUGCAAAGAAGAGAUACGCUGCUGGCGGAGGUGAGAAGAAUUCGAGCGGACGAGGACGCCCUUUUGGCGGGCGGAGCAGCGGGCGUGGAGAGGAAGAAGGAGGAGAUAAAGGCCUGGAAGCAAGAAGCAUCCAUGUGGACCGAUAACAUAUACAUUCUGGAGCAGUAUCUGACCAAGCUGGCGGGUGGGGAUCGCGAUCUUGUGGAAGCAGUGAAGCGGGAGUGCUACGGCGAUGAAUAUGAGGAAGGAGAAGGGCUAAGGGAACUAGAUAUUUAG
This is a messenger RNA of Rasamsonia emersonii CBS 393.64, 702 nucleotides long. RefSeq lists its product as uncharacterized. Gene Ontology annotation, biological process: reciprocal meiotic recombination. Lineage: Eukaryota; Fungi; Ascomycota; Eurotiomycetes; Eurotiales; Trichocomaceae. Gene Ontology annotation, molecular function: double-stranded DNA binding. The coding region runs from base 1 to 702 and encodes 233 amino acids. The record is from RefSeq and is a predicted model, not a curated record. The transcript has 2 exons.